GCACGGCCCCGCACGGCACGGGGGUUGCCAUGACAAGCAUUUUCUCCCGUUAGCUCCGGGACCGCUGCCCCUCCAUCCCAUGGCCAGUCGCGGGGGCUCCGCCGCCAGCCGGUGGGACCGGAGCCGCUCCAGUUGCUGUGGUAUCCAGGGAGCCCCCCUCCUCCUCCUCCUCCUCCUCCUCCUCCUCCUCCCGCUGCAGGAGCUGCACGCCGGGCGUUGCUAAGGUCGCCUCCGCGGUAACAUGCACAUCCUGUUUACACCUUCAUCCCGACAACUUGGGCUCGGAUAGAGCCGCCCGUUCCCCCCGGGAAGCCCCCAGGGAAAGGGGCCGCACGGAGCAUCCCCCGCCGGAGCCGCCGGAGCCGCGAGCGAGGCCGCCCCAGGAGCGCCGCGCCGGCGGCACCGUCACUGUGACAAGAUGACGAACAACGUGGCCGACCACCACCCCGGGAACUCGGUGGCCGAGGGCAACCAUGAGGGGGACUUUGGGUGCUCCAUGGUGGAGCUCAGGAACCUCAUGGAGCUGAGGAGCGCCGAGGCCGUGGCCCGGCUCAACGACUCCUAUGGUGGCGUCCAGAACGUCUGCAAGAGGUUGAAGACGUCGCCGGUUGAAGGCCUGUCCGGGAACCCCACGGACCUGGAGAAGAGGCGUCAGGUCUUCGGCCAGAACUUCAUCCCCCCAAAAAAGGCCAAGACAUUCCUGCAGCUGGUGUGGGAGGCGCUGCAGGACGUGACGCUGAUCAUCCUGGAGAUCGCUGCCAUCAUCUCCCUGGGGCUCUCCUUCUACCACCCCCCGGGAGGGGACAACGAGCUGUGCGGGCAGUCCGCGGGCGGCGUGGAGGACGAGGGCGAGGCACAGGCGGGCUGGAUCGAGGGCGCUGCCAUCCUCUUCUCCGUCAUCAUCGUGGUGCUGGUGACGGCCUUCAACGACUGGAGCAAGGAGAAGCAGUUCCGGGGCCUCCAGAGCCGCAUCGAGCAGGAGCAGAAGUUCACGGUGAUCCGCAAGGGCCAGGUGAUCCAGAUCCCCGUGGCUGAGAUCGUGGUGGGGGACAUCGCCCAGAUCAAGUACGGUGAUCUCCUGCCAGCGGACGGGAUCCUGAUCCAGGGCAAUGACCUGAAGAUAGACGAGAGCUCGCUGACCGGGGAGUCAGACCAGGUCAAGAAAUCAAUGGAUAAAGACCCCAUGCUGCUGUCAGGUACCCACGUGAUGGAGGGCUCGGGCAGGAUGGUGGUGACUGCUGUGGGCAUCAACUCCCAGACAGGGAUCAUCUUCACCCUCUUGGGAGCAGGAGAAGGCGACGAGGAGAAGAAAGUGAAGAAAGGUAAAAAAAGCGGAGCCCCCGAAAACCGCAACAAAGCUAAAACUCAGGAUGGUGUGGCCUUAGAGAUCCAGCCCCUGAAGAGCCAGGAGGGGGUGGAAAACGAGGAGAAGGAGAAGAAGAAGGUGAAGGUGCCCAAGAAGGAGAAGUCGGUGCUGCAGGGGAAGCUCACGCGCCUGGCAGUGCAGAUCGGGAAGGCAGGGCUGAUCAUGUCGGCCAUCACCGUCAUCAUCUUGGUGCUCUACUUCGUCAUCGACACCUUCGGGGUGCAGAAGCGGCCCUGGCUGGCCGAGUGCACCCCCAUCUACAUCCAGUACUUCGUCAAGUUCUUCAUCAUCGGCGUCACCGUGCUGGUGGUGGCCGUGCCCGAGGGGCUCCCGCUGGCCGUCACCAUCUCGCUGGCCUACUCCGUCAAGAAAAUGAUGAAGGACAACAACCUGGUGAGGCACCUGGACGCCUGCGAGACCAUGGGCAACGCCACGGCCAUCUGCUCGGACAAGACGGGCACGCUGACCAUGAACCGCAUGACCGUGGUGCAGGCCUACGUGGGGGACACGCACUACCGCCAGAUCCCCGACCCCGAGGCCAUCCUGCCCAAAAUCCUGGACCUCAUCGUGCACGGCGUGGCCAUCAACUCCGCCUACACCUCCAAAAUCCUGCCGCCGGAGAAGGAAGGGGGGCUGCCCCGGCAGGUGGGCAACAAGACCGAGUGCGCCCUGCUGGGCUUCGUGCUGGACCUGAAGCAGGACUACCAGGCCGUGCGCAACGAGGUGCCCGAGGAGAAGCUCUACAAGGUCUACACCUUCAACUCCGUGCGCAAGUCCAUGAGCACCGUGCUGAGGAGCAGCGGCGGCGGCUUCCGCAUGUACAGCAAGGGCGCCUCCGAGAUCAUCCUGCGCAAGUGCACCAAGAUCCUGGACAAGAACGGCGAGCCGCGGGUGUUCAAGGUGAAGGACAGGGACGAGAUGGUGAAGAAGGUGAUCGAGCCCAUGGCCUGCCACGGGCUCAGGACCAUCUGCCUGGCCUUCCGGGAUUUCCCUGCGGACGCCGAGCCCGACUGGGACAGCGAGAACGAGAUCCUGUCCGACCUGACCUGCAUCGCCGUGGUGGGGAUCGAGGAUCCCGUGCGGCCUGAGGUGCCCGAUGCCAUCCUGAAGUGCCAGCGCGCCGGCAUCACCGUCCGCAUGGUGACAGGGGACAACAUCAACACCGCCCGGGCCAUCGCCACCAAGUGCGGCAUCCUGCUGCCCGGGGAGGACUUCCUGUGCCUGGAGGGGAAGGAAUUCAACCGGCUCAUCCGCAACGAGAAGGGAGAGGUGGAGCAGGAGCAGCUGGACAAGAUCUGGCCCAAGCUGCGGGUGCUGGCGCGUUCCUCCCCUACGGACAAGCAUACCCUGGUGAAAGGAAUCAUCGACAGCACCGUGGGUGACCAGAGGCAGGUGGUGGCCGUGACAGGAGAUGGGACCAACGAUGGCCCAGCCCUGAAGAAAGCAGAUGUUGGGUUUGCCAUGGGCAUCGCGGGCACGGACGUGGCCAAGGAGGCCUCGGACAUCAUCCUGACCGACGACAACUUCACCAGCAUCGUCAAGGCCGUCAUGUGGGGCCGCAACGUCUACGACAGCAUCUCCAAGUUCCUGCAGUUCCAGCUGACCGUCAACGUGGUGGCCGUCAUCGUGGCCUUCACCGGCGCCUGCAUCACCCAGGACUCUCCCCUGAAGGCGGUGCAGAUGCUGUGGGUGAACCUGAUCAUGGACACCUUCGCCUCGCUGGCGCUGGCCACGGAGCCGCCGUCGGAGUCGCUGCUGCUGCGCAAACCCUACGGCCGCAACAAGCCGCUCAUCUCCCGCACCAUGAUGAAGAACAUCCUGGGCCACGCCGUCUACCAGCUCACCAUCAUCUUCACACUGCUCUUCGCCGGGGAGAAGUUUUUCGACAUUGACAGCGGCCGGAACGCUCCCCUGCACUCUCCCCCCACCGAGCACUACACCAUCGUCUUCAACACCUUUGUGAUGAUGCAGCUCUUCAACGAGAUCAACGCCCGCAAGAUCCACGGCGAGAGGAACGUCUUCGAGGGCAUCUACCGCAACCCCAUCUUCUGCGCCGUGGUGCUGGGCACCUUCACCGCCCAGAUCAUCAUCGUGGAGUUUGGUGGGAAGCCCUUCAGCUGCUCCGGGCUCACCCUGAGCCAGUGGUUCUGGUGCAUUUUCAUUGGAGUGGGAGAGCUCCUGUGGGGCCAGCUGAUCUCCACCGUCCCGACGAGCCACCUGAAGUUCCUGAAGGAGGCCGGGCACGGCAUCACCAAGGAGGAGAUCCCCGAGGAGGAGCUGCCCGAGGACGUGGACGAGAUCGACCACGCGGAGAUGGAGCUGCGGCGGGGGCAGAUCCUGUGGUUCCGGGGGCUCAACAGGAUCCAGACCCAGAUGGACGUAGUUUACACAUUCCAGACCGGCGCCUCCUCUUUGCAGGGAGCCCUCAGGAGACAGCCUUCCAUCGUGAGCCAGCACCACGAUAUCAAAGUGGUGAAUGCGUUCCGUAGCUCCCUGUACGAAGGCCUCGAGAAACCCGAAUCCAGAAGCUCCAUCCAUAACUUCAUGACUCACCCAGAGUUCAUCCUGGAGGAAGACGAGCCUCGGACACCAUUCCUUGAUGGCACCGAAGACGAGCCCGAGCCUGACGGACUCCAAAAACGAGGUGGGGGCAGCCCGGCGGGGUCGACGGCCCUGAACAGAAACAACAACGCUGUGGACAGCGAGUUCAGCUUCCCAGAGCCUGGGAGCCCCUUCCACAGCCUGGAGACAUCCGUUUGACCUUAGAACUUGGAAUUCCUCCUCCUCCUCCUCCUCGUCCUCGUCCACCUCGGCCCUGUGUGAUCCCGGCAGCAGUAACUGGUCACACGCUGCGGUCACUCCGUGUCAAACUGCUCAUGCCUGUGUCAUCAUCUGGGUUGGUUUUUUUUUUUUUUUGGGGGGGUGGGGGAAAUGAUCUGUUUUUUUCUCUUUUUUGUUUCAUUUUUGUUUUGUUUUGUUUUGUUUUUUUACCAGUCUUUAGCAGUGGGAACCAGAGUACCACCACGCUGGGUGUUGGGAGAGAGGCUAAGCCAAACAAAAAAAAAAACCAAAAAAACCACAGAAUUGUGCAUCUCCAUCCCUGAUUUUUUGUGGUACUCACCCAGGGGAAGCUGCCAGCUUCUUUCCUCUCCAAGAGUUGGGCUCCAGGCACCUGGAGCCAGGGGGUUUUCACUUUGGAAAAAUGCAUGUUCCAAGGAAAUUCAAAUUGUUGUAGUCUUACACGCCCUCAGCCCAAAGGCUGGGGGUGCAAUUGUGACUUGAUUUUAUUUUUUAUUAUUUUGGUGGGGUUUGUUAGUUGUUUUUUUUUUCUCCACUCGUGGUUUUUAGAGGUUUUCUCUUCUAAUGUUGGGGUUUGCUCUUUGCUUGUGGGGUUUGCCCCCUUACCCAGUGGGAAGUGGGAUGGGGCAGUCAGCGCUCCAGUGCAAAAAUUAAGGAAUAAACUAAAAAAUCCCAGCCAGAGGAAGGUGUUUACUCCAAGGUUGAGAGAUCCAGGGAUGCCCACCAGUCUUCCACCUUUGAAAAAUGGUACCUGGGUUUUUUCCAGCUCCCCCUCUGUGUGUGCCCACACGUUUUUCUCUCUCUGUUUCCAAACUGGGAGAUGAGAAAUGAAGUUGGCUUGGCUCUAACCUUGCUGGAGGGGAGAGAUUCAGAUUUUCCUGCAAAUGUGGAGGUGAAACUGACAGGGAAAAGGUGGAGAGACCCCCCCCCAGUUGUGAGGGAUGCAGCUUCUUCCUGAGGAAUUUUAGGAGAGGCCUCUCUGCUGCUCCUGGUCAGGGGGAAACUCUUGGUGAGAGGGUUUUUGCAGCUCUCCCAGCUCCUGCCCUCCAGAGCGGAGGGAUUUUUUCCCUUUUUUCUGUGCUGUCGGGGUCCAGCACCCCUCAGCCUCGCAGUGCCGGCUCCAGGGAAGCGCUGAGGGAUCCAGGAGAUGCCCAAAAGCCGUGGGAGGCUGAGUGGAGAACACUGAGGGCACAGCAGGUCCUGAAUCCUGGGAGGGAUCAAUCUGGCUGAUGAUCCAGUGGAAGGCAGGGAGGCCCAGGGAUGAUCCCUGAUUUUCCUGGAGGCUUGGCUUGGAUGGCUGCAGCUCUUCCAGAGAAGGCGCUGCUGGAGGCUUGGCCUCAUUUCGCUGCUUUAUUUGGAGGCCAUCUCCUCCUCUCCAGCCUCGCCUCCACCCCUGGGAACAACCCUGGGAGAAUCCCUUUCCUUGGAGCUGGAUUGUCCCUCUGGUGAUCCCUGGAGCAGGCGGCGGGGUGGGGGCUUCUCCUUGUUGUGACCCCAGCCUGGAGGAAGCUCUGCCCCCUCUCUGCCCUCCUCCAUCCCCUCUGGCUCGCUCGGGGAUGCGCUGGAAGCGCCUGUGCGAGGUCAUUCCCAUCCCUGGGAGCGCAGAGGACGUUGUUUUUUCGUUUGGGAAAGGCUGGCUCUGGCUGGGUUCUCCUCCCCUUUCCCGUCAGGAACGCACAGCGGAAUCUCCCGUGCCUUGUCCGAGCACUGCCUGCAGCACCUCCUGCCACGCCAGGGCCCAGAUCUUUGCCGAGAUUUAAGUGUUCCUUAAACCACACCGCAAACCAAGUGUCUUGGCUUCGCCCCCCGGCACCGCCUCGCCCUCCCCGUGGCGAAGGAAAGGUCCUUAAAUCCCAAAAAUCCCAAAUAUCCCCAGUGUCCCACCCUGGUGCUGGCGAGCUGGGCGUUGUUCACUGCCAACAGCGAGAAGGAAUUGCCACCACUGCCCGUCCCCAGUGCAAAUUCAGUGUCCACCCCAUGCCCAGCUCCUCCUUCCCUCCCUCCCCCCAAAAAAUAACCCAGGGGAGCGAGGGGAUCUUGGGUUAAACACCGGGAAAUACAAAACAAAACAAAAAAAAACCCAAAUAAGGGGUGGUUGUGGGGUUUUGGUUCUGUGCUAAAGGUGACGUUGCUUAAAAAAAAAAAAAAAAAAAAAAAAAAAACUCAUUU
Pseudopodoces humilis (Tibetan ground-tit) is the source of this 6334-nucleotide messenger RNA. RefSeq names its product ATPase plasma membrane Ca2+ transporting 4 (gene ATP2B4). Gene Ontology annotation, biological process: calcium ion transmembrane transport; regulation of cytosolic calcium ion concentration. Gene Ontology annotation, molecular function: PDZ domain binding; P-type calcium transporter activity; ATP binding. NCBI's taxonomy places the organism in Eukaryota, Metazoa, Chordata, Aves, Passeriformes, Paridae. Gene Ontology annotation, cellular component: plasma membrane; intracellular membrane-bounded organelle. The record is from RefSeq and is a predicted model, not a curated record.